CUCCUCCUCCUCCUCCAACUUCUUUUAAUCCCUUAAAACAUCUAAAAUGUUUGGCGAUCUAGCAACUAAACUCAUUCUUGAUGCUAAACGUACUCAACAUCUUAAUCAUUUACCUCAUUAUCAAACAGACUUGAUUCAAUCUAUUUUUAAAGAAACAGAUGCUCUAAAUGAAGCAUCUAAAGAAUUAUUAAUAAAUCAUGGUGGAUCAGAAUUUUCUCAUGCUAAAAAUCCAGGAAUUGCAGCUCAUUUAUUGAUUCAGCAUCUUUGUCAACAUCGUAAUAAACGUUGUUUAAUGGCUUAUCAUCAUACAAGACUUGAUCGUUUAAAUCAUAUAUCUUGGUUUGAAAUAAACCCUUUUAAUAUAUCAUGGACAAGUACAUCAUUAAGUCCAGAUGAAUAUAUAUAUUUAAGGAAAUAUAAUGGUUUAUUAACCUAUUUUAAAAGUCAAUGGAUGGGAAUUGAUUUCAAUGGUGAUUUAGAACCACCUAAAGAUCUUUAUAUUAAUAUACGUGUACUUCAAGAUGUUGGAGAAAUUCAAACAGAAUAUGGUGCAAUUACAUUGAAUAAAAAUAGUCAAUUUUUUCUAAGACAAUCAGAUGUAGAAGGGUUAAUUCGUCAAGGAUAUCUACAAAAAGUCUAAAAAUAUAGUAUUUUUAAAAGAUAUAUAUUAAGAAAUGUUUA
This is a messenger RNA of Pneumocystis carinii B80, 681 nucleotides long. RefSeq lists its product as hypothetical. Bases 47 to 640 code for a protein of 197 amino acids. Gene Ontology annotation, cellular component: GINS complex. The record is from RefSeq and is a predicted model, not a curated record. Gene Ontology annotation, biological process: DNA strand elongation involved in mitotic DNA replication; DNA replication. NCBI's taxonomy places the organism in Eukaryota, Fungi, Ascomycota, Pneumocystomycetes, Pneumocystales, Pneumocystaceae. The transcript is spliced from 2 exons.